Schistosoma bovis is the source of this 711-nucleotide messenger RNA. NCBI's taxonomy places the organism in Eukaryota, Metazoa, Platyhelminthes, Trematoda, Strigeidida, Schistosomatidae. The record is from the annotation of a GenBank genome assembly.
AUGAGUGUAUAUGGCAUUUAUGUGAUAAGUGAGUCUGGCUCACUACAGUUUUAUUAUGAUCAUUCUGAUGUUAACAUGGAAGUAGAAAAGAAAUACGAUUUCCCACUCCCGUUCCAUUUCAAAGCUAUGGAUGGUCGUAUUGUCGUAGAUUUUGGUGCAUGUGACGAUGUAAAGAUAGGGUAUACUGUGAUAUCUGUUGACGGCAUUACAGCUAAAGGCACAUCUCUGGAAGAUAACAGGGAUAUUUUGAAAGUUUUUUCAGAUAAAGACAACUUUCCACUGACUAUCAAACUUGGGAGACCUCGACUACGUCCAAAUGACCGAAUUCACCUUGCUAGUAUGUUCCAUCCAUUACACUCAAUGGCCCGACUUCUUUCCCCAAUUCCGGAUUCCAACUCCAGCUUUGUCGCUCCGGCUAAUGAUAAAAAGGCUCCACGAGUUUGGAAUUCUGGUAUCCAAACUUUGGAAACGGAAUGCUGCCGUGUUCAUUGUUUGGAAACCCAUACAGGUGUUAAAUUCUUACUUGUUACUGAUGUUAAAUUACCAGUGGCUUCUCGCGAGGCUCUCCGCAGGGUGUACGAGGCUUAUACAGAUUUUGUGUUGAAAAAUCCCUUUUAUGCUCGGAACCAACCUUUUAAUUACGAAUUCUUCGCUAAUCAAAUAAAAACCAUAUGUGAUCAAGUAGAAAAGGGAAUGUAUGUAAUUAACUAG